GUCCCCCGCCUCCCGUCCCCGAUCAUCUCCACCCCAAGGUCCUCGCCCUUCCCCACCUAUCAUCGCUCGCCACGUGUCCAUCCAUGGCGGAGGCGACGGCGCAGGUCGAGGUUGUCUAUCAUCGGAGCAAGGCGGCGGCCGCCGCCGGUGCUGUUCUCAGCUGGUUUGGCUUCCUUUUCGGAGUUCUCGUCCAGAUCCUCAGGGGAACUCCAUCAUGGGCUCAGGUUCUCCUCUCCAUCGUCGGCAUCCGUGGCCGCUUCCUCUCCUCCUCCUCCUCUACGCCGGCCUUCAAACCCCUCCCCUCUGAACCCCCUCCGAGCCCUCCUCCUUUCGAGAAGCUCACGAUAGUACUUGAUUUAGAUGAGACGUUAGUAUGUGCGUAUGAGACUUCAAGCCUGCCUUCGAGUGUUCGUAACCAGGCAAUUGAAGCUGGUCUAAAAUGCUUUGAACUUGAAUGCAUAUCUGCUGAGAAGGAUGCUGAAGGAAAACCAAAAGUGAAUCAUGUGACUGUGUUUGAGCGUCCUGGUCUGCAUGAAUUCUUGCAACAAAUUAGUGAAUUCUCUGAUCUUGUUCUCUUCACUGCUGGUCUUGAAGGUUAUGCUAGCCCCCUUGUAGAUAAAAUUGAUAUUGAAAACAAAUUUUCCCUUCGUCUCUACCGGCCUGCAACAGUUAGCACGGAAUUUCGUGAACAUGUCAAAGACCUUUCCUGCUUAUCGAAGGAUCUCUGUCGCAUUGUUAUUGUUGACAACAACCCCUUCAGUUUCUUGCUGCAACCAUUGAAUGGGAUACCUUGUGUUCCUUUUUCUGCUGGACAACCUUAUGAUGAACAGCUCAUCAACGUUCUUCUUCCGCUCCUCAAACAUCUAUCUACACAGAAAGACGUCCGGCCAGUGCUACACGAGAGAUUUCACAUGCCGGAGUGGUUUCAAAAGCAUGGUAUCCCUCCAUCCACCCAACCUGUAUGAAAUGGAUGAAAUUGUUCUCUUAGAGCGCCUGAAUGGAAGCAAACCUCAACUGGUGACUCUACUGUACAUUAUGAUGAUCUUCUUAGAUGUUCUUCAAUGGAUUCAUCAACAGCCCUUUUUAGGAAUUGGUUAUUUCAUCCAAUGCCAUAGAAAUAAACUCUCAUCACUGUAUUUAUAUUCACCAUGUAAUUGUUCAUAUAUUUGGGAGAUUUAUGCCAUAUUUAUCAUC
Dioscorea cayenensis subsp. rotundata (Guinea yam) is the source of this 1194-nucleotide messenger RNA. RefSeq names its product CTD nuclear envelope phosphatase 1-like. Lineage: Eukaryota; Viridiplantae; Streptophyta; Magnoliopsida; Dioscoreales; Dioscoreaceae. The record is from RefSeq and is a predicted model, not a curated record. The transcript has 6 exons. Gene Ontology annotation, molecular function: phosphoprotein phosphatase activity. The coding region runs from base 84 to 965 and encodes 293 amino acids.